ACGAAAAUGAAAAUUAUGAAGCCUUUGUCACCCACUUCAAGGAGCAGUUGUCACUGUACCAGAAAGUUUGCAUCAUCACGCUGGUUGAACAGGCUGGCAAGGAGCAUGUCAUAGGAGAUGCUUAUUUGUCCCAUGUCCUGAGGUUCAACUCUCCUAACCUGACCUAUGUCACAUUUGAUUUCCAUGAGUACUGUCGAGGCAUGCGGUUUGAGAAUGUAUCUAUUCUCACUGACGGAAUUAAAGAUGUGAUCAAAGAAAUGAGGUAUUGCUGGGUGGACAAUAAAGGUGUCAUAUGUGAACAACAAGGUGUCUUCCGGGUCAACUGUGUGGACUGUCUGGACCGGACAAAUGUGGUUCAGACUGCAAUAGCCAGGAUUGUCAUGGAAACACAAUUCAGGAAGUUGGGUCUGCUGCCACCGGAAGAAUCUCUACCAGGAAGCUGUCGGAGGACCUAUCAACAAAUCUGGGCCAACAAUGGUGAUGUCAUUAGCAGACAGUACGCUGGCACAGCAGCACUCAAGGGUGACUUCACCCGCACUGGCGAGCGGAAGUUGUCAGGCAUGAUGAAGGAUGGAGUCAACUCUGCUAACAGAUACUACCUGAGGUUCCGAGAUGCCUACAGACAAGCAGCAAUAGAUCUCACUUUAGGACAACCUGGAAUAGAGAAAGAGGAGAAUGUCAAGAUGAUGAUUGAAGAUUGCAAGAGGAUGCUCAUUGUAGAGCCUGAACAUUGUCUCGGAGGGUGGGCAUUGAUCAAUGCUGACCCAGUGGCAGGGGACAGUGAGCAGCAGGAUAUGGACAUAAUCCUUCUCUUAAGUCAGAGGUCGGAGCUAGUCAGCAGAUACCAGCGGAUAUACCUGGAGGACAUAGACAAGAUUGAAAUCGGCAUGGAACCAGCUGUGUUCAAGUCUAGGUAUCCAGUCUUGAGAAUGACCUAUCAUCAUGGGGCAGAGGAAGGACUCUUUCACAUGUUCAGAGUUCCCACCAUAAGGUUCUUCAACAACAAAGCCACUGCAGUUGUCUCCCAGGAUGAGGCUAAAGAAUCCUUAAGAAUCAUUGCAGACGCCUUCAGAUGCGCUCAGGAGAUGAUGUCUCUGAAGCUAGAAAUAGUUGAAAAACCAAAACUCGAGAAAAAAAAGAGUAUGCCACAUCCUGGUGUCAUGGAUGUUCAUCAACAGUUACAGGAGAAUUCCCUUGCUGGCAUCAGACUUCCACGAGAUGUCUCAGCCUAUAUGGAUUCAUCAAGUCAAUUAGAAGAGUCAAAUGACACAAGACAUCUGGACACAUCAGCCCUGUCAGUCCCAAGAUCCAAGUCUCCUUUGGAAUUCCUCAAUGUUCUGCCCAGUUUCCCCAAGUCGGCCUUGCCAUCAUUUAGCGCAGCUGUUAAUCCACUCAAGUUUUCUAUCCCCAAACCAAAUCUCAAAGAGAAUCUUCAGCAGUUAAAUCUGAUGAGAAAAAUGAAGCUGAAUAAAGAUUUAGGUAACAGUGAGGUGAGAAAUAUAGAUCAAUUUGGCAAUGAUCAUAGAGGUGUGAACAUCAAAAGUGAGCAGAAACCAGCUCUGAUUCUGAAAGAUGAAGAUAACAAAGAGGUGGUCCUGGAUAGCUGUGGGAUCCUAGCCACCAGUCCUAGCCAAGUUCUCAUAUCUUCAAUGCACCUGAAAGCUGAAAGCAAACGAAAGUCCUCUGUGGUGGACUUGGUAUCAUCUCCACAUUCUGUCAGAUCACAUACUAGCCAAGCCAACAGCAGCGUAAGCGAAGGAUCUCGUUUUAAUUUUCACACUGACUCUGUUGGAGAUGCAAAUAUCAAUAGACAGACUUCUUCAACAUUAACUGAUGAUUCGUCAGAUUAUGAUGUGGCCAUUGCUGGACAUUUUGAGGAGGGUGAUAACACAGAUAUGCAGAAUGCUGUGGGAACUACAGUAGAAGAGGUUCCACAAGUUGAAUUUGACACAAUUUCUGAAAAUGGCCCAAAUGAGGAUGAUGAAGAAUAUUGUCUCAUGGAAAAUGAAGAGGUUAGGGCGAUCCUCGACAAGUGCCAUCAGCUGCAUCAUCCUCUGAUGAAGACCUCGAUAAGUGACACAUCCCUCAGCGUAAGCUCAGUACAAGAAGCACUGAUGCAGCCAAGUAUUGCUCAGAAGGAUUCUGGACUGGUAUCUUUGUUCAAGUCAAAAAUGGCAGGUUUUUCAAAGACAUCUCCUGGAAGGUCACCAGACCCAGUCUUUUCCAAAACUCAUAUCAGAAAAAGUCAGCGGGCCAUGGAAGUGUUUGAGAAGCUCAUUAAAGAAAAGUUGCCAGAUGAGGAAUGCAAAUCUUGUUUCAUAUUCAUUUAA
Candidula unifasciata is the source of this 2330-nucleotide messenger RNA. The record is from the annotation of a GenBank genome assembly. Lineage: Eukaryota; Metazoa; Mollusca; Gastropoda; Stylommatophora; Geomitridae.